Messenger RNA from Fusarium graminearum PH-1, 990 nucleotides. RefSeq lists its product as uncharacterized. NCBI's taxonomy places the organism in Eukaryota, Fungi, Ascomycota, Sordariomycetes, Hypocreales, Nectriaceae. The record is from RefSeq and is a predicted model, not a curated record. Gene Ontology annotation, molecular function: hydrolase activity. Bases 1 to 990 code for a protein of 329 amino acids. The transcript has a single exon.
AUGCCUUCUACACCUAAAUCGACACUAGUCAAAACUCGCAUUCUGAUUAUAUCGGACACUCAUGGAUCUAAGCCAAAGCCCAAAAGCGAUAACAGUCCUAGUACUGAAGAUGAACUCAACCAGGAAGAUGUCACGAAGGUGAUUACGGGCUGGAGAGACCCUCUACCAGAAGCGGAUGUUGUCAUUCACUGCGGAGAUCUCACAAAACGCACGACUAUCCCCGAGUUCGAACAGACCUUUUCUGUUCUGCGAUCUAUCAAAGCACCACUGAAGCUGGCUAUUGCAGGUAACCACGAUACUGCGCUUGAUGAAGAACAUUGGGUCAACAAGUAUGGUGGAUCAAAGGAAACCAUUGAUAAGGUCAAGAAAAUCGUUCGAGAAGCUGAAACGGAUGGUGUUAAGUAUUUGCCAGAGGGUGUUCACGAGUUUACCUUGGCAAACGGCGCACUACUAAAGGUGUAUGCAAGUCCCUGGACUCCUGCAUACGGUGGCUGGGCUUUCCAGUAUAAGAACGGCCAUGACUUUAAUAUUCCCCCGGGGAUGGACGUGGCUGUAACUCAUGGCCCUCCUCGAGGUAUCCUCGACUUUGCCGGUAGGGCCGGUACCCACGCUGGAUGUCCGCAGCUCCUUGCAGCCGUCGCCCGUGCGAAACCCAAGAUUCAUUGCUUUGGUCAUAUCCACGAGGCAUGGGGAAUGCACCAUGUAACCUGGGAUGGAGAUGAAAUUGACCUAGCCCGGUCACAAUAUCGCGGGCUUAAAGGGCUACGACCAAACCGAGUAACACAGGGCAAAGAAACGGCCAGAAUGACGAGGGAGAAACUCAUUGAAAUGAGCAAGCAAAGAGCUGUCCGGCUGGACCUAACCCAGGGCAUCAAUCGGUCGAUUGCAGGCAAGCAGACGUUGUUUGUGAAUGCGGCCAUCAUGAGUAUCAGAUAUCGACCAGUGCAAUUGCCGUGGAUUAUCGACGUUGACUUGAAGGCCAGACACUGA